Molecule: messenger RNA, 4219 nt
Organism: Pan troglodytes (chimpanzee)
Lineage: Eukaryota; Metazoa; Chordata; Mammalia; Primates; Hominidae
Gene: GNG7
Product: G protein subunit gamma 7
Exons: 5
Coding region: 231-437 (68 amino acids)
Biological process (GO): G protein-coupled receptor signaling pathway
Cellular component (GO): heterotrimeric G-protein complex
Molecular function (GO): G-protein beta-subunit binding
Source: RefSeq, a predicted model, not a curated record
GGCCCCGCCCCCGCAGAGGGGAGCGAGCGCUCGCGGGCCGGGGCGGAGGGUUCGGCUGCGCGGCGGGGCUGAGGCGGCCGCGGGGCCCGAGCGCAGGGAGUGGAGCUUGGUUUCGGGAUCUCGGUGCUGCAGACGGCGAGACCUCCUGCACAGGGUGUACAGCAAGCCGUGAUUCCUGGGAAAACUAAAAAAGCUCUCUGGACAACGGGGCCCAGAGCUGAUGGCAGACAAUGUCAGCCACUAACAACAUAGCCCAGGCCCGGAAGCUGGUGGAACAGCUACGCAUAGAAGCCGGGAUUGAGCGCAUCAAGGUCUCUAAAGCGGCGUCUGACCUCAUGAGCUACUGUGAGCAACACGCCCGGAACGACCCCCUGCUGGUCGGAGUCCCUGCCUCCGAGAACCCCUUUAAGGACAAGAAACCUUGUAUUAUUUUAUAACUGUGUUCUCAUAUGUUCUCUCUCUCUCUCUCUCUCUCUCUCUCUGUCUCUGGCAGGGCAUCAUUCAGUAAUUAGCUCAAACAAAACAUCUCAAGUCCCCAAAACCUUUAAUUCCAAAAGAAAUCCCCCCUCUCCCCGCCAAAAAAGGCGUUCCCACCGCCCAGAUGGGGUAGAAUGGACCUUGUAGGUGGAGAUGGAUUUUCAGGUCCGACCCCAUGGCCCUCUCAGUUUGGGCCAAAAGGGAUGGAGGCUUUACGGCCACUUCCCGUUCGGAAUAACUGAAAUCCCCCAGAGAUGGGGUAACAAUUUUUUAAAACUCUCGAUUGCCGUUUCAAUUGUGGACCGGCGCCAAGGGGGAAAGGGAGGUGACUUCGCCUGGUGGCAAUAGUUCCCGCAGAAUUGGCCAUUGGUAAAAAGACUUCAUAGGGUCACUGGAAUGCUUUGUGUUGUUUUUAAGUAGAGGUAAAAUUGAGAUGGGGGGCGGGAGGUGACAUCAUGAAGUUUUUUGGAAAUAUCUCUUUAUUUAAAAAAUUGUUACUCCAUACGGCUAAACUCGGAUUGUGAUGGUUGAACCCGUCGCUAAACUGCACGAUCCUGCAAUGAAUGCACGAUGGAGUGUGGGGGUCGGGAGGGGGCUUCGUCUAUGAAAAGUUGCCAAGUGUGACUCCCCUGCAUGAUGUUAGCCAUGGGUCCUUUCUGCAGGGUCCCCUCUGUGCCAGAAAUGGGUUUUCGGGACUUGCCCCAGGGAAGCCGUCACCGGCCCGGCCCAACAUGUUUUUGGAUUUUUUUUUUUUCUUUUUUUGAGAUGGAGUUUCAUUCUCGUUACCCAGGCUGGAGUGCAGCUGCAUGAUUUCAGCUCACCGCAACCUCCGCCUCCCCGGUUCAAGCGAUUCUCCUGCCUCAGCCUCCCGAGUAGCUGAGACUACAGGCGUGUGCCACUACGCCCGGCUAAUUGUUGUAUUUUUAGUAGAGACGGGGUUUCACCGUAUUGGCCAGGCCGCUCUCAAACUCCUGACCUCGGGAUCCGCCCACCUCGGCCUCCCAAAGUGCUGGGAUUACAGGCGUGGGCCACCGCGCCCAGUGUGUUUUAAGCAUGAGGCAUCCGCAUGGCUGGGAGAGGCUUUGACCAUCCUUGGCUCUUCCAGGUUGUCCUACCCUCUGACAUCCACCAUAGACGUUUUUCAAACAGAAAAUGCAGGCUGGGGAGCCGCGGCAGGGCGGGUGGGGCUACCCUGUGCUGCUGUGUGUACAAAAUUGUUCCAUGAUCUUGGAGUGACUCUGAAGGACUCUGGGAGGUGAGACGUUGUCCCGGAGAUCAAAACGUCCGCUCAAAACGUUACCCUGUCGCUCGAACCCGAUCUUUUUGCUUUUCCACCCCCCGUGCAACCCAGGACGGCUGUCUGAGGCCGGGAGAUGCCUUAGAUGCAGGAUGGGCCACUCCUCCCAGCGGCAAGUGGAAAUCGAAGAUGUCAUGGGGUCGGGGGGAGGCUUCUGAAAGAUGACUGCGUCCUCCUCUGCGGCACGGACGGGAUCAGGUGCAGCCACAUCUGCCAGGGCCUGCCGGCAUCACCUGCGGCCACACCUGAGAUGGACCCCACGCAGCCCUGAUCGCAGGAGGCCUGGCCGCCCCGACCCCCUCCACGGGGCUGGCCUAGAAGCAAGUAGUAGAAUAAAACUAGCCUAGUCCUGUCCCUCCGGCCCCAGUGGAGACGGGCGCCCAAGAACCCGUGCUGAGAGGGUUCCUGGACGGCCCCCGGGUCCUCCGUGCAGGCCCGUGAGGCGGGGAUCCCUGCUUGGCUCACUUCCUGAGCUGGUGACUGCCAGGGUUCCCACCUCCCAAGGCUAGAGGGCUCCGUGUGUGUGUGCAGGUGUCGGGGGAGUGACCUCCACUCCUCAACCUCGGGCAGCUCCCACAGGCCACAGCCGGGCUCCCCACCCCCGGCACCCAGCUCUCUACGGCAGGUCCGGGAGGGCUGGGGCUUCGGGGAGCCCUCCCCGCCAAACCUGCUGUUGGCCCAGGAGAGCCCCAGAGGCUCCCGGAGACUGCAGCCUCCUGUGGUUGGGCUGGGAGCCGGCGGGGUUUGGGGUGUGGGCGUCCCCACCACGCAUAGCAGGAAUGGCAGGAAGGGACAAAAGCCUAUUCCAGAGACCCUGGGAGGACCCCAGGCAGGGAGAGCCCGCCUGCCUCCACCCUUUCCAACGAGCCAUCUUGGUAACUGGGAACAAACACACCCCACCCCGUUUUUCGUUAAAAGAGGCCUUAAUCCCCGAGCCCCCGCUGCCAGGGCAGAGGGAGGAGGGGGCACAGCUGUGCCAAGCCCGGCCCCACUGGUGUGUCCUCACAAUGUGACCCCAGAAAUGCCAGCAGGGAACGGAGGCUGCUGCAGAGACGCAGCCCCAGGCAGCCGGGGCUCCUAGGCUGGUGCAGAUGGUGGGGUUAAACGGGCUGAGCGUUCCAGGUAAACUGAGGCUCGGGGAGGGGAAGGACAGGCUGGCCUCUCCUUCACUGUCCACAGGGCCUUGGGUUCCCUGAGCUGUCCAGACCCCACCAUCUCCCGGACCCCAGGGAGGCAGCCAUUGCCAGAAGCCUGUGGGUUUCUUUCUAGCUUGGGGGAUUAAAAAAAAAAUUCUCCACUUUUUUUUUUCUUGAGUAGACUUCAGUGACCACACUGUGGAAAAUACCUUUGCAGACGUGGCACCCGAGUGCACACACCGACCGCCACAUGUGCUUUUCUGCUGGGAAUCCCUGGGGUGAACGCAUGUUUUAUGGGCGUUUCCAGGAGCGCGCGUGCACCUCCUGACGGGGAGCUGGCGGGCAGGGGUGGCAGCAGCAGCUCUAGCCUUGGGGGGACAAGCCUCUCUCAGCCACGCCAGGGGAAAAGAGAGUUAAGGACACUCACCCCCACCCACGCACACACACAAGGCAGCGUCGGGUGGGAGAGAGAAGGCCGUUUCUCCUUCUGUAGCCUGGGUCUCCCACGGGCCUUCCCCGGUGCUGAGCGAGACACCAGUUGCCGGGUGAAGGGCCACAGCGGGCCAGGCCCCGACCCUGUCGUGACCCACCUGGGCACCUUCCCGGACCAGCUCCGCCUCCCCUGCCCUCCUCUCUCCAGGAAGGAGCCAGAACCCUCACCCCUCUCCCACCCUCCCCAGGGGUAACCCCAGGCCAAGCACAGAUAGCUCAGCUGCGACCUCUGGCCUCUGGGGACAUAAACGGGGCAGCUGGGCCAGGGCGGAAGGUGCUCCUGUUUCCCUCCUUCUGCGUGGUCCCUUUGACGGGCCGGCCACCGUGUCCGAGGCGCAACGCUAGGCCUCCAGGCCACGCAUCCAUCUCCAAGUUAACAGCCCCUGUCCUGCCCAAGUUCUGGGGCAGGUAGGAGAGGGCCGUCACACACCUGUCCGCCCGUGAGUGACCCGGGGGGGCUUCCGGGUGGAGGUGGCGCCACCACGCCCUUCAUCAAGGGGUCACUUAUUAAAAAGUCCACAGCCUGAGGCCGGGCCCUCUGCACAGAAGCCAUAUGCCGGCCAGCCGCGCCUCCUCCUCUGUCCACGGAACCGUUGCCUAUCUAACCUUUGUAAAGACCUGUCUCCUGUUUCCAGCCGCCGCCUGUGGUUCUAGCAGGUUCUAUGCCAUCUGCAUUGGGAUGUCUGGUUGUUUUUAUUUCUGACUUUUUUAAAAUUCCAGGUGUGCCGCACCCACUUUCUCGCAGUGUUUUAAUAUUGUGUGGAGUUGUCGAUACCACGUGAAUUCAUACACAAUAAAAAGCCUCACUCUCCCUUUU